CAAACGGUCGCAACCUCACCCUCACUUCACUUUACUAACCAACAGCCACCACCACAUACCCUUCUGAAACCUCACCCACACCAAACUCCAGAACCAGCCUCCGUUAUCAAUGGCGAUGAUAUCUACAUAUUGCCCACAUUUCAACGGACUUCGCCGAUCAUCUCCCAAGCUCGACAGUUCUCAAUCUCAAUCUUUCCUUCAACACAUCAACUCUCAGCUUCGCCUUGCUUCGUCUCGUAAACCUUGCAGAGCUGUUACUGCCAUGGCCGGUUCCGGAAAGUUCUUUGUUGGGGGUAACUGGAAAUGUAAUGGAACAAAAGACUCCAUCACAAAGCUUGUUUCUGACUUGAACAGCACAAAGUUGGAGACUGAUGUUGAUGUUGUUGUGUCACCUCCCUUUGUUUAUCUCGAUCAAGUGACAGCUUCAUUAACCGGUCGAAUUGAGGUAUCUGCUCAGAACUCUUGGAUUGGGAAAGGUGGGGCUUUUACCGGAGAAAUCAGUGUGGAGCAAUUGAAAGAUAUUGGCUGCAAGUGGGUCAUUCUCGGACAUUCUGAACGCAGACAUAUUAUUGGUGAAGAUGAUCAGUUUAUAGGAAAGAAAGCUGCUUACGCUUUGAACGAGGGUCUCGGAGUAAUAGCUUGUAUUGGUGAAUUACUAGAAGAAAGAGAAGCAGGCAAAACUUUCGAUGUAUGUUUCCAGCAACUGAAGGCUUUUGCUGAUGUUGUACCCAGUUGGGACAAUAUAGUUAUUGCUUAUGAACCUGUAUGGGCCAUCGGGACCGGCAAAGUUGCUACACCCCAACAAGCUCAGGAAGUGCAUGUAGCUGUCCGUGAUUGGCUUAAAAAGAAUGUGUCCGAGGAAGUUGCAUCUAAAACACGUAUCAUAUAUGGAGGGUCUGUUAAUGGAAGCAACUGUGCUGAGCUUGCAAAGCAGGAAGAUAUCGACGGGUUUCUCGUAGGUGGCGCUUCCUUGAAGGGGCCGGAAUUUGCUACAAUUGUCAACUCCGUAACAUCCAAAAAGGUGGCUGCCUAAAUAUAUAUGAAGCUGAUUGAAAGUAAGAAAUAAAGGACCUAAAUGAAGAAGCUAUUUGAGGUUGAAGCUUCACGUGACAUAUUUAGUGUUAUAUACCCCAUGGAGUUUUUUGAUUACUUAUUGAGUUCCAUUUUCCCGGAAAAUGAUAGGAAAAAAAGAAUUGUGGUGUUGUGAAAUAAGUUGAAAUUCUCGUUGUAACACUUUCUAAAUGAUCCAUGGAAACAAAUCGAGGUUGUAACCUAAACACGACCAUAUACUUGAACUUCUUCUGCAGUUGGAAAGGUUUGCACAUUUUCAUCA
This is a messenger RNA of Gossypium raimondii (Peruvian cotton), 1333 nucleotides long. RefSeq names its product triosephosphate isomerase, chloroplastic. The transcript has 9 exons. Gene Ontology annotation, molecular function: triose-phosphate isomerase activity. The record is from RefSeq and is a predicted model, not a curated record. Gene Ontology annotation, biological process: gluconeogenesis; glyceraldehyde-3-phosphate biosynthetic process; glycerol catabolic process. Lineage: Eukaryota; Viridiplantae; Streptophyta; Magnoliopsida; Malvales; Malvaceae. Bases 110 to 1033 code for a protein of 307 amino acids. Gene Ontology annotation, cellular component: cytosol.